CCGACCCCUUUCCUGUUCGAUGCCAGCAAAGUUUCCUGAAUCUCCAUCUUCCACCUGCGAUUUUCCUUGCCCAACAUAAAGAGAAUGGCCUCCCAAGAAUCAGCUUCCACCAAAAACUUUUCAAAUCCCAAUUGCAGCGCCAAUUUCGUUGCACCUAAAAUCGCUUUAAGCUCUGCCUCUAAUGGUGAAGAAGCUAUGACGGGGAACCGAACGCCAAGAACCAUUUUGCCGCUGCUAUCUCGCAUAAUCGCACCUCCCAUAGCUCGGUCAGGCAGAGUAUCAGUGGCCAGAGUAUGCAAAGGGAUAGAGUUGAGCACAUGUUUAAUCAAUAUUAGCCUGCCACCCUGAGAUAGGUUUUUUUGUCUCCAAGGGGUUUACUCCCAAGUACUUCAUAGGAAGAGAAGAGAGACUCAUGCCUAAGGCAUUUUUGAUAAUUCUGCUCCUUCUCUCAGCAGUUUUACCACACACAAUUGAGCUCUUAUCCAGAUUAACAGCCUGCCCAGAUGCUAAUUGGUAUAAAUUGAAAAAUUUGGUCAGAAGAGACCUCAGGUUCAACAGAAUAAAGAUUUUUGAAGAACGCGACUGCUGCAGAUCCAAUUUCAUCAUCGAUCUAAGCUUGUUUGAAGGCUUUCUGCAAGUAUAUUUAUUAAGUAUAUCGUUAAAAAGGAAAGCAGACGGAGGCUCCAGUUGGCCUAGGGUUUGGAUUGUGGAAGAUUUGCUCGCAAGAUAGUUUUGAAAAGCUUAACGGACGACAUAGGUCUCGGCAGAGGCAAGGACCAACCAUGUAGUCAAGGCGGCAGUUUGUGUGCAGGGUUUUGUUGGUGAGAGCGAUGCCGCAAUUGAGUCGGCGGAAUCUGCUAGUGGCAGUUUGUGUGCAGCGAACGAUGUCAAUUAUGGUCAGCGGCAAAGCCUUGUUUCCAGCAAGUCCCAGAAUGAUGUCAGGCGACGGGUUUGAUGAAGGCCAAAGUUCGAUUGGCGAUGAAGAAUCAUUCGCAACGGUCCUGAUGGAUCGGCCUCCUCCUGAACUGGUCUCCUCCUGAACCACCGUCAUGGAUCAAAUGAGGUGCUAGGAGUCAAAAAAUUUAUCCUUUUAAUUAUUGUUAUAUCCGAUUCAGUGUUAUUCAUUUAUAUGUCGUGUGUAAUUUUAGCUUUUAGUACUGCUUUUUUAUUUUGCUAGUCGGGUUAGGGGAUAGUUGGUUUUUUGAUGUGAGAAUGUGAGGAAGCAAUCAGGCUAAUCUUUCCGAUAAUAGCUUUGAAUCUCUCGUAUGUUCAGCGAUUAGUCUCAUUCAGCUUUGGGAGGUUUAUUAUAUGUCUGAUCAGCGAGUGAGAGGGUCUAUUGGUUAUAUGGUGUUUACAGGGAUGUCGUGGGUAGAAAGUAAGAAUGAUGUUUGAUUGUUGAUUUGGUUGGACGUUUGAAUGUUUGUUUUUAGGAAUUUAAUAUAAGCAGUUUUCUUUCCCCAAAAAAAGGACUGAG
Molecule: messenger RNA, 1474 nt
Organism: Cuscuta epithymum
Lineage: Eukaryota; Viridiplantae; Streptophyta; Magnoliopsida; Solanales; Convolvulaceae
Source: the annotation of a GenBank genome assembly